Molecule: messenger RNA, 1054 nt
Organism: Paramecium tetraurelia
Lineage: Eukaryota; Ciliophora; Oligohymenophorea; Peniculida; Parameciidae
Exons: 5
Biological process (GO): phosphatidylethanolamine biosynthetic process
Cellular component (GO): mitochondrion
Molecular function (GO): phosphatidylserine decarboxylase activity
Source: RefSeq, a predicted model, not a curated record
CAUUUAAUAAUUGAUGAAAUAAACCCACUUUAAGAAUCUUUCCCUCUUGGUCCUAGUUCUGUAUGGUCUUAACUACGCAGUUGACUUGCUCACUACAUAAUUUCAAAACAUAUAUUAUCUGAAACUCCUAGUCUUGUUGAUAAUCGUUAAGAAACUCUUAGAGUUGCCAAUCUCUAGAUAUGUAUCGUAAAUCACUGGAUAUGUAAUGAAUCUCUACAUUCCCAAGAUUAUGAGAAUGCCUAUUUACACAAUAUUCAGCGAAAUCUAUAAAGUAAGACGUCAAGACAUGAUUCACCCAUUGAACUAUUACGAAACAUUCAAUAAAUUCUUUACUAGACAAAUCAAACCAAGAAAAAUAGAAUAUGGAAUGGUCAGUCCUGCUGAUUCAAAGAUCUUAUCCAUAAGCAAAGUCACAAAGAAUGAAUGUUUACUAGUUAAAAGGGUUACAUACCAAAUUGGAUAAUUUUUAACGGGCAUCAAGGGAUAUGAGAUGGAAUUCAAGAAAAAAUAGGAGUCAUCAAAUCUAUGGUCUUGUAUCUUUUAUCUUGCUCCGGGAGACUAUCAUCGUUACCAUUGUCCAGUAGAUUUCAUCGCAAGAAGUAGGUUGCACAUUCCAGGAAAAUUAGCACCUGUUAAGGAAAGCAGUCUUAGAUAAGGAUUAUAUGAAGGUAAUGAAAGAGUGGUUCUUGAAGGAGAGUGGGAAUAAGGAUUGAUGUAUAUUAUAUUCAUUGGGGCAACUAAUGUUGGCUCAAUGAAGGUUAAUUUCGAUUCAGAUUUGAUUACUAAUACUAACACAUAACAUAAAAGUGGAUAUAGAAAUUACUCUAAUCUUCCUGUUAAUGCUCCAUAUUAAUCGUGUGGGAAAGGAGUGCAUAUUAAGAAGGGUUAAGAGAUUGGAAGAUUUGAGAUGGGAUCUACAGUUGUAAUAAUUUUUGAAAGUACAUCUAUUAAUUGGAAUGCGAAGGCUUAGUAAAAAGUCUAUUUUGGGCAAUCCGUUGCUACCUAUUGACAUACAUAAAUGUAUUAAGUUCAUUAUUAUAAUAAAUCUUCAAUA